Messenger RNA from Cydia strobilella, 2478 nucleotides. It is a transcript of the gene SCRB4, whose product is annotated as protein peste. Lineage: Eukaryota; Metazoa; Arthropoda; Insecta; Lepidoptera; Tortricidae. The record is from RefSeq and is a predicted model, not a curated record. Gene Ontology annotation, molecular function: scavenger receptor activity. The coding region runs from base 165 to 1652 and encodes 495 amino acids. Gene Ontology annotation, cellular component: cytoplasm; membrane. The transcript has 10 exons.
GAAGCAUGUAGACGUGCUAUCUACAUGGGAACACUGAACCCAAAUACGCGCCAAACAUAAUAAAAUAAACUUAUAAAAUGAGUGGUCAUUAGUGAUAGUGUGAUUUGUUCAACAAAUCAGUGUUGUGGAAUUUGUUGUCCGACUGUCUGAGGUUAGCGUGAGCGAUGCGCGGGCGCACGCCGCGCUGGCGUUGCGUGUUCGCGAUCGUGUGCGCGCUGCUCGCUGCCGCCGGCAUCGCCAUCUCGCUCACCUGGGGCCGGGUCUUCGACUCCGUGGUGGCGCGACAAGUGGCCUUGGUGCCUGGGUCCCGAUCGUUCCGCGAGUGGGAGGCACCGUCUGUGCCACUCUUCAUGGACGUGUACCUCUUCAACUGGACCAAUUCGGACAAUUUCCCGGAUGAAAAGCCUAACUUGGUGCAGUUGGGUCCAUACCGCUUUAAAGAGCACCGGCAGCAUGUGAACGUGACGUGGCACGCGAACAACGGCUCGGUGUCCUACCGCACCCUACGCACCUGGCACUUCCACCCCUCCAGCAACGGCAGCCUCCACGACAACGUCACCAUGCUUAACAUCAUAGCGGCAUCAGCAAUCUACAGCGCUCGAGGCUGGGGCUUCUUAGAGCAGAAGAUGCUGUCCAUGUCGCUGGCCAUGUUCGGGCAGCACAUGGUGGUGUCGAAGCCGGCUCGGGAGCUGCUGUUCGAGGGCUACGAGGACGCGCUCCUGGACGUGGCCAAGACCUUGCCGGCCAGCGCGACCGGCGGCGCCCCGCCUGUUGACAGAUUUGGACUGUUCUACGAAAGGAAUAACUCAAUUACAACCGAUGGCUACAUGGAAGUGUCCACAGGGGUGGAUAGCGGCACUCUACCAGGUCAGGUGCUGCGGUGGAACUACCAGGACUAUCUACCAUACUACACUGGGGAGUGCGCCAAGUUAAAGGGGAGCGCGGGCGAGUUCCUGCCCCGAGACCUGACGGAGCGCUCGAGGGCGACGGUGUUCGUGCCGGACCUGUGCCGCUCCAUACAGCUCACGCACAAGCUCAGCGGAGAGUUUGGAGGUCUCCCUUAUCACCGCUACUCCGUCGCGCCGGAGAGCUUCGAUAACUCAACGUCCUCUCACCACAACACGUGCUUCUGCAACGGCGAUUGCUCGUGGGGCGGAGUCAUGAACGUGUCGGCGUGCCGCUACGGCUCGCCCUCGUUCAUCUCGCUACCACACUUCCUGCACGCCGACCCGGCGCUCGCGGCCGCCGUCUCCGGUCUGCAGCCCGACGAGGACAAACACUCCUUCUACUUCUCUGUGGAGCCGAAACUUGGCGUGCCACUGGAGGUUGCCGCUAGGUUCCAGCUGAAUAUUCUAAUUGAACCGAAUCCUAAUAUUGCGCUAUAUGAGAAAGUGCCAAAAAUGCUCUUCCCGAUAUUCUGGGUGGAGCAGAGCGUUCAAACUGAAGCGAGCAUCAUAGAGGAGCUGGUGUACGCGCGCGCCAUCCUGGACUGGGGCGCGACCGUGUGCGCGUGCGCCGCGCUGCUGCUGCUGCUGCUGGGGGCGCUGGCCACGUGCUGCGGGCCGCGCCACAAGUACGCGCGCCCACAGGACGGCGCCAUCAUCAGCGAGAAACCCAACGAUGAAGCAGAGAUGAAGCUGAACAAUUUGUGAUUCAAUUUACGAUUUUGAUGCUGAAUGUGAUUUUCAGUAUUGUCACUCGUCACUCAAUCUCGGUUCUCGGUCUAAUAGUCUCGAAAACUGAUUGACAGACAUUUCGUGCGGUCCGGGAAGUGAUAGGUGCAAGGCGGAAGGUAAUGAAGUUACAAGCGAUAAAGAGUGUAUAGCUGACUAAGUGUUACCAUUUAAUAAGUUUACAUACUUAUCAGAUUAAUAUAUAUGAACCCUUUUCUUCUCUAUAUUAUUUAGUCACUUGUAUAAAGCAAUUUUACAAGGGUUAAUGAAUGAACGGUUAUUAAAUUUUGAUGUUAAUCUACCUCAAACACAUUAUUUCCAUAAACAUAAUUCCUCAACACGACAGAUUUCAAAUUUUGAGUUCGAUAGUGAAAUUCCUGAAAGUAGGUAUGUAGAGACUUAUCUCUACCCAAUACCUAAAAUAUAGCCAAUACCUGAAAUAUAGCCAAAAUAGGCUCGAAAUUCGAACAAAAAUAAUAGAAAAAGAUGAAUAGCUUUAUAUAGAAGUUUAUUUGCGUAGAUUAAUAAAGUGACCAAUGAUAUAAUUAUUAUUGCCUGCAUGGUAUAUGUAUGUAUAGAUAUUAUAUUAGAUUUAACGAGUAUUAAGAAUUAAAACUGUUUUUAAUUCUUAAUACUCGUACAAUUUUGAAGUAGGUAGGUUAUACAUUAGGUUAGGUAUGUGGAUGUCGUUAUUGUCGUUGAUAAUCUAGUUACACUUGUAAGAGUUGUAAGGUAUGCAACAAUAAUUUUUACACAGGUGUAAUCUAUGUGUUGACAAAAUGUCUCAUUUCAUUAAUAAUGUACA